Molecule: messenger RNA, 723 nt
Organism: Eruca vesicaria subsp. sativa (arugula)
Lineage: Eukaryota; Viridiplantae; Streptophyta; Magnoliopsida; Brassicales; Brassicaceae
Source: the annotation of a GenBank genome assembly
AUGAGUAACGAGCUUCUCGACAUAGAUCCUAUCGACCUUCAAUUCCCUUUUGAAUUGAAGAAGCAGAUCUCUUCGUCUCUGUAUCUGGCUAACAAGACGGACAAUUAUGUCGCCUUCAAGGUUAAAACGACGAAUCCAAAGAAGUAUUGCGUCAGGCCUAACACUGGUGUUGUUCUUCCGAGAUCCUCUUCUGAAGUUCUAGUGACCAUGCAAGCGCAGAAGGAAGCUCCUGCUGAUAUGCAGUGCAAAGACAAGUUCUUGCUUCAGUGUGUUGUAGCUAGUCCAGGAGCCACUGCCAAGGAAGUUACUCCGGAGAUGUUUAGCAAAGAGGCAGGGCAUCGAGUUGAGGAGACUAAAUUGAGAGUUGUCUAUGUUGAUCCACCACGGCCGCCUUCACCUGUUCGUGAAGGAUCAGAAGAAGGCUCUUCGCCGAGAGCUUCUGUGUCAGAUAGUACAAACGUCUCUGAUUUUACUGCUGCUCCAAGAUUUAGCGUGGACAGGCUUGAACCUCAGGAAAACUCAUCUGAGGCGAGAGCUCUCAUCACAAGGCUCACCGAGGAAAAGAACUCUGCGCUUCAACUGAACCAGAAACUUCAACAAGAAUUGGAGCAUCUGAAGCGUGAAAGCAAGAGGAGUCAGAGUGGUGGUGGAAUCCCGUUCAUGUACGUUCUUCUGGUGGGAUUAAUCGGUCUCAUCUUGGGAUACAUCAUGAAGAAGACAUGA